Messenger RNA from Penicillium olsonii, 1245 nucleotides. The record is from the annotation of a GenBank genome assembly. Lineage: Eukaryota; Fungi; Ascomycota; Eurotiomycetes; Eurotiales; Aspergillaceae.
AUGAGCUCUUCGUUUCAAGUCUCCGAGCAUAUUAUUGAUGCUCAGCAUGUGCGAGACUCAGCUCAAGCGACAGCGACUCCAGACGCCAAACUGAAGCUCUGCAUCAAGCAAUACACACCGCUAGACAAUUUCGACCCCCAGCCUGGCGACGUGACCAUCAUCGGUACACAUGGAACAGGGUUUCCCAAGGAACUAUACGAGCCUUUGUGGGAAGAAUUGCUUGCUCGUGCAAAUACAAAUGGAUUUCGUAUACGAUCUAUCUGGAUUGCAGACAGCGUGAACCAAGGGGCCAGUGGUAUUCUCAACGAAAAACAAUUAGGAAGCGACAUAUCAUGGUCUGAUCUUAGUCGCGAUCUAAUCCACAUGGCCAACCACUUCCGCGACCAAAUGCCACAGCCCAUCAUGGGUAUAGGACACAGUCUCGGGGCAACACAGCUUAUUUUCGCCUCAUUAAUGCACCCACGCCUUCUGUCCUCCAUCAUCUUACUCGAACCAUACGUUGCCGUCACACCCCGCACAACGGAUGAAAGGAAAUUGAUGACCCUAGCAACAUUCCGACAGGACAUCUGGCCAUCGUACACCGAAGCCAUCCAAAAAGCGCGCAAGGCCUUCAAAGCCUGGGACGAGCGCGUAUUUGAAAAAUGGACACAGUUCGCAUAUCGCAGUCUCCCCACCGCCAUCUAUCCAUCCUCGCAACCGGGCUCCGUCACACUAGCAACUUCAAAACACCAAGAGCUAAUGGCUUAUGGGUAUCCUCGGCCUCGGGCACGCACGCCCGUCAUUCUCCCGGGAGAAAAGGUCGAUCAGGGAGCUAUAGAUGCGUUGCCGGAACGACAGAUCUAUAGGACUGAGCCUCUUUUGGCGAUGAAGUUGAUUGGGCAUGUUGCUCCUUCGGUGCUUGUUGUUAGUGGGGCGGGAAGUAGUCUUUAUGAGGAUGGAUCUCAUGAGAAUGUUGCGCGCGUUGCGGGGACUGAGUUUGGGGGUAGUGGGGGGAUGGAGGUUGGGCGGGUGCGGCAUGAGGUUAUUGGCGAGGCUGGGCAUACUCUGCCGUUUGAGAAGAUUGCGGAUACUGCUUCGGUGGUGGCAUCGUGGGUUGGGAAAGAUAUGCGGCAGUGGCGGGAGGAUGAUGAUAGAGUGAGGAUGGAGUGGGGAGGGCUUUCUUUGAAGGAAAAGACAACGUUCUCGAAGGAGUGGUUGGAACUUAUUGGUAGCCUACCUGGCUUCCAGGGACGCUCCAGGCUAUAG